Hirundo rustica (Barn swallow) is the source of this 2451-nucleotide messenger RNA. RefSeq names its product ankyrin repeat domain 13D (gene ANKRD13D). Gene Ontology annotation, molecular function: protein binding. The transcript is spliced from 15 exons. Gene Ontology annotation, cellular component: cytoplasm. NCBI's taxonomy places the organism in Eukaryota, Metazoa, Chordata, Aves, Passeriformes, Hirundinidae. The record is from RefSeq and is a predicted model, not a curated record. The coding region runs from base 34 to 1881 and encodes 615 amino acids.
CCGCCCCGGCGGCCCCGGGGACAUGGUACCGGGAUGGCCCGGCCCGCCGAGACCUUCCCGCUGCACCGGCUCGUCUGGCACAACCGGCACCAGGCGCUGGACAGCGCCCUGCGCGCCGGGACGCACGACGUGGAGCUGACAGACCCGCGUGGCCGGACGCCCCUGGAGCUGGCCGUGUCUCUGGGCCACCUGGAGUCGGUGCGGGUGCUGCUGCGGCACAACGCCAACGUGGGCCGGGAGAACGCCAAUGGAUGGACGGUGCUGCAGGAGGCGGUGAGCACGGGGGACCCGGAGAUGGUGCAGCUGGUGCUCCAGUACCGUGACUACCAGCGGGCGACGCGGCGCCUCGCCGGCAUCCCCGAGCUGCUCAGCAAGCUGCGGCGGGCAUCCGACUUCUACGUGGAGAUGAAGUGGGAGUUCACGAGCUGGGUGCCCCUGGUGUCCAAGGUGUGUCCCAGCGACGUGUACCGCGUGUGGAAGCGCGGCGAGAGCCUGCGGGUGGACACCACCCUCCUGGGCUUCGAGCACAUGACGUGGCAGCGCGGCCGCCGCAGCUACAUCUUCAAGGGGGAAGACGAGGGGGCCGUGGUGAUGGAGGUGGACCACGACAAGCAGGUGGUGUACACGGAGACGCUGGCGCUGGCGCUGCACGAGCCCGAGCUGCUGCUGGCGGCCAUGCAGCCCACCGAGGAGCACGUGGCCGGCCGGCUCACCUCGCCCAUCGUCUCCACGCACCUGGACACCCGGAACAUCGCCUUCGAGAGGAACAAGUCUGGGAUCUGGGGCUGGCGCUCGGAGAAGAUGGAGGUGGUCAGCGGCUACGAGGCCAAGGUGUACAGUGCCAGCAACGUGGAGCUGGUCACCAAGACCAGGACGGAGCAUCUGUCUGACCAGGACAAGUCACGCAGCAAAGGCUCCAAGACCCCCUUCCACUCCUUCCUGGGCAUCGCGCAGCAGCACGGCACACACAACGGGGCACCUGUCCUGCAGGCUGCCAGCCCCACCAACCCCACGGCCAUCACCCCCGAGGAGUACUUCGACCCCCACUUCGACCUGGAGACCCGCAACAUUGGGCGCCCCAUCGAGAUGUCCAGCAAGGUGCAGAGGUUCAAGGCGACGCUGUGGCUGUGUGAGCAGCACCCGCUGUCUCUGGCGGAGCAGGUGACGCCCAUCAUCGACCUCAUGGCCAUCUCCAAUGCCCACUUCGCCAAACUGCGCGACUUCAUCACCCUCAAGCUGCCCCCCGGCUUCCCCGUCAAGAUCGAGAUCCCGCUGUUCCACGUGCUCAACGCCCGCAUCACCUUCAGCAACCUGUGCGGGUGCGACCAGCCCCUGGGCUCCGUGCGGAUCUGCGCCCCUCAGGAGCCCGCCGGCGCCCAGCCCUCGGGGCCCAGAGCGUGGCCGUUCCCGUGCGAGGUGGAGGCGGGCGUGUUCGAGGUGCCGGCGGGCUACACGGUGCUGGGCGCGGGGCGCAGCGAGCCCCUGCGGGACGAGGACGACGACCUGCUGCAGUUCGCCAUCCAGCAGAGCCUGCUGGACGCCGGCACCGAGACCGACCAGGUGACCAUCUGGGAGGCGCUGACCAACACCCGCCCCGGCGCCGAGCCGCCGCCCUACGAUGAGGACCUGCAGCUGGAAAGGGCCCUGCAGGAGAGCAUGCUACUGCAGGCCGGGCCCAGCGCCGAGCCCCCGGCCGCCGGGAGCCCCCCCGGGGCGGGCGGCGGGAGCCCCCCGGGCCCCCCCGGGUACGGCAGCUUCGCGGAGCAGCUGCGCCUGGCCAUGGCGCUGUCGGAGCGGGAGCAGGAGGAGCGGGAGCGGCGGCGGCGCGAGGAGGACGAGGAGCUGCAGCGCAUCCUGCGCCUCUCCCUCACCGAGAAGUAGCGCCCCACGACGGAGCAGGGGCGUCCCAUACGGGGUCACCCCGCGCUCGGGACGCCGAUGUCCCGCGUGGGGACACCCCUUGCAGGGAUAGGGACACCCCACCCGGGGGGCGCCCCGGCGCGGGCACGGCCCUGCCUGGGGAGCGGCCGGUGCUGGGAUGGCCCCCCAACCAUGGGGACCCCCCUGAUGUGGGCACGGCCCCCGCACAGGGGAUUUGAUCCAGGGAUCCUCCUAACCCCGGGACCCCCAAUCCAGGGCUCUUCUCCCACCAGGCUCAAACCUCAGCCCGGGGACCCUCGCCUGGAGCCUGCCCCUCCAGGGAUACCCCUGCCCCCAGGACCCCUCCCUAGGGACCCCCCUUCCUCUUUGGUGUUGUACUGUGACCCCCUGGGGGGCAGGACGGACCCGAGGGUUCCCGUGGGAUGCAGGUGACCCCUUUUUUAAGGCACUGCAGUGUGGGGGGAGACUGCUGGGGGACCCCCAGGCCUUGUCCUUUGGGGCAGUGGGGGGCAGGGGGGCCCCGAAUGUCUGUACAUAUACAUAUAUUAUAUAUAUAUAUAUAUAUAUAUA